AUGUCCGACAAUAUCCCAGGGGUUGGCCACGCCGACACCAUGGAUUCUCACGACUCCAGCCCGACGCAGCCGGACAAGAAAAAGAACAGACGCCCUGCCAACACGGCCUUUAGACAACAAAGAUUAAAAGCCUGGCAACCGAUUCUCACACCCAAAACAGUCCUGCCUCUCUUCUUCGUGAUUGGCAUCAUCUUCGCCCCGAUUGGAGGUCUGCUGCUCUGGGUGAGCUCCACCGUUCAGGAGCUCCAAAUCGAAUAUUCACAAUGCAGCAAUCUUGCACCCGAAUACAAGGACAGCAACAGCUUCCGCCCCAUGGAUGCUAAAUAUGUCGAAUCUGCGUUCAAGUCCAAAGAGCCUAUCCAGGCCAUGUGGGCUGUGGAGAAGAAGAAGAUGGUUCAGGGCGACUACGGCGUUGCUGUUUCGACCAACGUCUGCCAUUUGCAGUUCCGAAUCCCCGACGAGAUGAAGCCCCCCGUCUUAUUUUACUACCACCUUGUCAACUUCCACCAGAACCAUAGACGCUACGUGGACUCCCAGGACGCCGACCAGCUCAAGGGCAACGCCAAGUCGUACGACGAUAUCAAGAGCACUAAGUGCACGCCGCUAUACGGAGAGAACAACCUGCCCUACUACCCAUGCGGCUUGAUUGCAAACUCCAUGUUCAACGAUACAUUUAACAGCCCCGUCUUGCUGAACCCCCGAAAGAACACUGUUCGCGAUGACCUCCCCCAGAACUACACCAAGGUCUAUCAGAUGAACAACAAGACCAACAUUGCCUGGGCCAGCGACAAAGACCUCUACGGCGACACCAAGUACAAGAUUGGAGAGAUGCUGCCUCCGCCCAACUGGAGAGAACGAUUCCCUGACGGCUACACCAACGACCACCCACCGCCACCACUGAAGGACUGGGAGGCUUUCCAGGUCUGGAUGCGAACCGCCGGUCUCCCCUCGUUCAGCAAGCUGUAUCAGCGCAACGAUAACGAUGUCCUUCAACCCGGAACCUACGAGGUUAUGAUUAACGACUACUUCCCUGUCAACGACUACCAGGGCAAGAAGUCCAUUCUCAUCACCACCCGUACCGUUAUGGGCGGACGCAACCCCUUCCUCGGCAUCGUAUAUCUCGUUGUUGGCGGCCUUUGCAUCAUCCUCGGUGGUGUCUUCACAGCUACCCACCUCAUCAAGCCUCGCAAACUCGGCGACCAUACCUACUUGUCGUGGAACAACGCUCCUGCUGGCAAGACCCCGCAACCCACAAGAGGCAUGGCUACGGGUAGAGAUGUACGUCCCGGUGAGGCGUAA
Messenger RNA from [Torrubiella] hemipterigena, 1299 nucleotides. The record is from the annotation of a GenBank genome assembly. Lineage: Eukaryota; Fungi; Ascomycota; Sordariomycetes; Hypocreales; Clavicipitaceae.